Spirometra erinaceieuropaei is the source of this 2740-nucleotide messenger RNA. The record is from the annotation of a GenBank genome assembly. NCBI's taxonomy places the organism in Eukaryota, Metazoa, Platyhelminthes, Cestoda, Diphyllobothriidea, Diphyllobothriidae.
AUGAACUUCCUCCGACCGUUUGCUAAGACCGCAGUCGGCAAAAAGUGAGUACUUGUGUAGCAUUAAUUGUUUCUAUUGACUUUCGUUGCGUUUAUAAAUUCAAAGAUAUUUUAUAAAAAUGAGCAUAAAAACCGUCUUUCUUGUGUUCAUUUAAUAGAUGCUUAUGUUUUAUUCGGAUUUUAUGCACGAGGGAAGGAUAUAUUUCGAUUUCAAGAGUUCGUAAUAAUAAGAUUUUUUAAGUACACUCAAAUAACCCUGCAUAUGACCGUUUACUUAGUGAUGGUGAUGCCUACACUCCCAAAAACAAGAUCCAGCCAAUCACUGCAGGCCACGUGAGUUUUCUCUACGGCGCUGUCAUCUUAAUCGUGGCGCCUCUCCAUUGGAUUUUCCCCUCGGACCUGAUCAAUCUGCGUAUUCGAAUUAUCCACCAGCUCGCCUGGAAUGUUCUUCCCGAAGGAUAUUGGGCCGAAUGCCGGCGAACCACAGUAAGGCCUUAUAAGUAUGCGUUACUUCCAGUUAAUCUCCAGUUGCAAUUGCUUUCAAGUACCAGGCCGGGUCAUAACACCUAAUGUUCCCCACCAGGUAUGCGACAUGACCCACAUAAAUCGCAAAGUUUUCUUAUCCUUAUAUGGUAUCUUUUAAUAACAUAAGGAGAUGCACGAGUUUUCCUAUGCAUGAUUUUGUAUACAGCUUAUGAUCUGGAAAAAACUAGUCGCAAAUGCAAAGCCAAAUCAAUCUCAAAGUUGUUUGGGAAUUGAGAAACAUUCUAAAACCAAAGUAUGCCUUUCCCUCGAGUACGCUGUUUGAUGAAUAUCUUUCUGCCCGUUUUUAAAAAUAUAUUUGAUGCUAUAAAGGCAACGAAAGUCAAUAGAAACAGUGAAUGUUAUUUACGUACUCAUUUUUGCGACUGUGGUUUUAGCAGGCGAUCGGAAAGAAGUGGAUUCGAAAGCCAAGCUCCUGGUGUGUUCGUGAUAUCCCACUUAGGUAAUACUUCCUUAUCGAAAAGGGAUUUCAGAAUUUCGGAUAACAUUUAAUGAGGUCGGUAAUUGAAUGUAUUCAUUUGUCUAAUGCUGUCGACGCACACGAUAUCACAUGCAACUUUUUCACGUGUUUACUGGUUUUACUAUCGUACACUGCAAUAGGUUUUGUGCCCUUCAACAGAAUCUAGGUCUACAGUGCGCAACCAGUGCCUCCAGAAGCUAAUAUGACAUAGAUAAACAGAGAAUGCCAUCAGUACCUCCACUGUCUGACCAACGGUUUCGGGUGAGAAGUGCGCAUAACGCCAUGUUCAAGUAUUGCUACUCAAGGUCGUCACCCAUCGAACGCAAGUCAUGAAGCCACCGCCUACCCCACAUGCGAAGUGUGUCAACCAGGUCGACAUCAACUAGUGCAACUUUAAAGUGUCGAUCAACAUCUAACUGACGCGCCUACGUACUCGGUUGGCUGGCAUUACAGCCCAUUGCCAACACACCCAGGCCCAGUCGCGCACGUAAGCGCAGACAAACCACCUCCGUGCUCUGGAGAGGUGGACCAUUACGUAAAUUUGGUGCAGAUGGCAUUAGUGCUCUUUGCUUUUGACCUGCGGAAACCCUCUUUGUUCACGAAUGGGACCGUGACUGAUGACUGUUACUGGCAAGCGUGCAGUAGGGCAAAUUUCAGCCUUUUUACUCGCAAGCGAUGUUGACUGAUAGGAUCUCAAUGAUAAGGAACUUCAAAAUUUGUCCAUAUCAUAAACAACAAGUGGUUAGGUUCGCUGUUUGAGGGAAGAAUGGUGACUUUUUUCUUAAAGAUGUGGCAGUUUGGGAUUAAUUUAUUAACUGAAGUCAGCGUCUUUGCCGGACUUUUCUAUUGAAAGUAGAAAUCGUUUUACCGAAGCUGUUCCACGUGCUGGUUAUGACAAACGGUUUUAAGCAUCUGGCGCGUCUUAAAAUCCGCUCACUAAGACAUUCAGCUAAAGCUAGGCCGCAUAGAGGUGGAAUUUAGGAAGGAGUGUCUUCAUCCGGUGCCACUGUCGACGUGCUGGAAAGCCUUUCGUGCAGCUGAUUGUGUCGUGUGCUAGGUAGGCAAAAUUUGUCUGGAACAUUUUAGUCAUGAAAGAAUUUUCGAUGGCACAUGAUUACUUUUCACAGCUGCUGUCGAAGUUACCGAACGGGAUACAGAUGUCUUCCAAUGGAUUUGAAUACUAUGCCCGGAUUAACGCCACUUCAGUAAAGGCUUGUCAGCUCUAAAGUGUUAUCUUUUUACUGACAACCGCUGCGUGCAAAUAAAUCAGCGAGUAGUUUUCGUAAAGAUCACGAAUGUGUCUAGUAAUAUGCAUAGAGUAAAAAGGAUAUAUUUAAAGUAAUGAUCUGAAAAAAGAUAAAAACGCCAAAAAAGUUAAUCUGCUGGGAUAUGAAUUAGUGUCUCUAACAGUUUUGACCGAAAAUACUGAAACCUGAACAAUAAUUUUUGCAAAUAAAUUCGGAUGAAUUAGCGCGUAAGUUGCAUUAGGGUUUUUUCUUGGAAAUUAAGCUAUAGGAGACUGCGAUAUACUCGUAUAACACUUGCCACGCCAGUGAGGUGUUUGGCUUAAAAGCAUAGAUGAUGUGGGGCAGGAGAGUCACUGGCGUCAGCCGCAGAAUGCCAUCUAGACAUUCGCAGGCGUUUUAUGUUAUAUGCUGCUUCAUGUGUCUAAAUGAGGACGAGUGUCAUUUUUGUCAAAAGGUAUUUAUCAAACGAUCUCGGACACCUUUACGGGUAG